Molecule: messenger RNA, 1953 nt
Organism: Pichia membranifaciens NRRL Y-2026
Lineage: Eukaryota; Fungi; Ascomycota; Pichiomycetes; Pichiales; Pichiaceae
Exons: 1
Coding region: 1-1953 (650 amino acids)
Biological process (GO): C-terminal protein lipidation; autophagy of mitochondrion; protein modification by small protein conjugation
Cellular component (GO): phagophore assembly site; cytoplasm
Molecular function (GO): Atg12 activating enzyme activity; Atg8 activating enzyme activity
Source: RefSeq, a predicted model, not a curated record
AUGACAGAUCAGCUUAUGUAUGCUCCCGCAGUUUCGUACGCAGAUUCGUCCUUCUUUGUGGAGUUGUCUGCGCUCAAAUUGGAUGUGCUGAAGUUAGACACUUCUUUUCAGGACAUUGUUGCUUACUAUAAUUACUCCGCUUUGGGCACAGAACAGCCUCCCUCGUUGAAUGUCUCUGACUCCAGCUUUAAGGGCGAUUCCUAUCUGGCAAAACAAUUGCCUCCGCAGUCUUUUUUCCUUUCGAGAGGGAAGCUAUUCAACGUGAACUCGAUAGAGGAAUUCAAAAACGUAAAUAAGAAAGAUCUUUUGACGGAGUCAGCCCUCUCUAUAUGGAACAAGAUCAAAGAUGGGUCUUUCACCAAGGAUCCGUCAAUUCUCUCGUCGUUCAUACUGCUGUCGUACGCCGACUUGAAGAAGUACAAGUUUUAUUACUGGUUUGCCUUUCCUCAGCUACAGUCAGAAUGGGUCCAGAUAAAAACGUCGCCGAACGUCCAAUUCAACGUUCGAGAUCGACUUUUCGAGCAACAGUUUUACGUCAUUUCGUCUGACUCUGAUGACUCCUUGUUACCGCUUACAAGCCUGUUUGAUCAAGAUAAAUCGUUCUUGAAGAUCUUGUUCAUAGACACAUGCUCAUAUGAGAAUACAACUGCUUACAUUCUCCGGAACUUUUUCUCUGCUUUGGCUUACUACAACUUUCACAAAGUUGAAGUGCAAGUCGUCAAACACAGCCAGCCCAGUUUGAGCUUCACUACUUGUCUGGAGAAUGCAAAUUAUAACUCGACUGAGCUGACUGAUCCACAAUAUCUUCCCCCAGUGUCAGGUUGGGAGAAAACUUCACGCGGGAAACUGGGUCCAAAGUUGGCAAAUCUAGGUUCUUUGAUUGAUCCUCUUCAAUUGGCGGAUCAAGCAAUAGAUUUGAACCUCAAGUUGAUGAAAUGGAGAUUGGUUCCGCAGCUCAAUCUACAACUUGUGAAAGAUUCUAGGGUACUGAUUUUGGGGUCAGGAACUUUAGGGUCUUAUACUGCCAGAUGCCUUCUCGCUUGGGGUGUCCGGAAAAUUACCUUUGUUGAUAACGGUAAAGUAUCUUUCAGUAAUCCUGUCAGACAGCCUUUAUUCAAUUAUGCGGAUUGCUUGGAUGGCGGGUCACCAAAGGCUGAAACUGCAGCUGCAAACUUGAAAAGAAUAUUCCCCUUGGUUAAUGCAACCGGAUUUACUCUUGAAGUUCCUAUGAUUGGACAUUCAGUCAAAGAUGAAGUGAAGGAAAGGGCGGAUUUUGAACAGUUGGAAAAACUAGUAGAUGAACAUGAUGCGAUUUUCCUCUUGCUUGAUUCGAGAGAGGCCAGAUGGCUACCAACUGUCUUGGGAAAUUCAAAGAAUAAGAUUGUCAUCAAUGCAGCUUUGGGCUUUGAAAGCUACCUAGUAAUGAGACAUGGUUGUGUUGACCCAACCAAAAGCUUGAGCGAACAAAGUAGUGGAAGACUAGGAUGUUAUUUCUGCAAUGAUAUUGUGGCUCCGACGGACUCGACAUCAGAUAGAACGUUAGAUCAGAUGUGUACCGUUACAAGACCAGGUGUGGCUUUGAUGGCGUCGUCUUUGGCAACAGAGCUGUUUGUUUCAGUAUUGCAAACUCCAGAAAGACAGUAUUCCAAACAUGUAGCUGUGGAUCGGUCAAAUAUCCUAGGUUCAUUGCCCCAUCAACUAAGAGGCUUUCUACAUAACUUUGAGUUGCUGAAAGUCAGUUCAAAUAACUUCAAAUGUUGUACCGCCUGCUCUAUACCCGUUAUACAGGCAUUCAACGAUGAGGGAUGGGAAUUCGUUAAGAGAUCUUUGAACGAGAGUACCUAUCUAGAAGAUUUAACUGGUUUGAAAAAAUUCCAUGAAGAGGCAGAAAGGGCUGCACUGAUUAUGGAAGAUUUGGACGAUCUGGACCUAGAAGAUGAAGAAAUCGUAUAG